CAAUCCAUCCAAGCCGCCAUCAAUGCAGCCAAUUCCGGCUCCUCCAUUUUUGUGAAGCCUGGCACAUACUACGAACAACUCACCAUCACCACAAGCGGAAUCUCUCUCAUCGGCUCGAACGCUGUCCUCGUUCCUCCCAACACGCGCACCUCCAACACUUGCACAGGUCUCGCCGGUAACGACGUCAAUGGUCUCCCAACUCAAGCCGGUAUUUGUGUCUCCGGGUCCGACAUCCAACUCGGACCCUAUCCAGGCCAAGAACACCGCAAGGUGCUCUCAGUUGGCCACCCUAUCAAAGAUGUCCUCAUCAAGGGUUUUACGAUCAAGGGGUUCACGGGACAGAACAUCGCCUUCGUAGGUGGGAAGAACUGCCGUGCUACCAAAAAUAUUCUUGUCGACGGUGCCAAUUACGGCUUCUUGACCGUCGGGUCGGAGAACACGGCUGCAGAUAAUAACGUCGUCACUUCGGAAGCGGCGCCGCUCAAUUUCAUUGGGAUGUGUAUGGACGACCAGGCAAAUCCGCGUGUCGCAAGCAAUGAUAUAUCUAAGUAUAUCAUCGCACUAUGCGUGCAGACAAAUGGCGCGAGGGUUGAAGACAACAAGGUGCAUGAUAGCUGCGUUGGGGCUUUCGUUGAUCCAGGCAUUAUGGGCGCGAAGGUCGUUCGAAAUCAUAUCACUUCUCUCAACCAAGCAUGCACCUUCGGGUUAGCAUCAGGCAUCAUGGUGAAUGGUGCUCAUAAUACCCUUGUCAAAGAGAAUUAUGUGGAGGGGCAAAAGUUGGAUGGGAAGGGGGCGGGGAUUGUUGUGGUCGAUGACGUGCCGAGCGGCAGUGUCGCAUCCGGAAAUGUUGUCGUAAUGAAUGUGUUGCGAGACAACGAUGUCGAUAUCUUUUUCAAAACCACAGGGAAUGGGAAUGUGUUUCUGAAGAACACAUGUGAGACUAUUGUUCCC
Messenger RNA from Paraphaeosphaeria sporulosa, 951 nucleotides. Its product is annotated as pectin lyase-like protein. The record is from RefSeq and is a predicted model, not a curated record. The transcript has a single exon. NCBI's taxonomy places the organism in Eukaryota, Fungi, Ascomycota, Dothideomycetes, Pleosporales, Didymosphaeriaceae. The annotation marks the transcript as partial.